This is a messenger RNA of Cuscuta campestris, 673 nucleotides long. The record is from the annotation of a GenBank genome assembly. Lineage: Eukaryota; Viridiplantae; Streptophyta; Magnoliopsida; Solanales; Convolvulaceae.
AUGACAUCGACUCAAAUUGAAUCCAAGGUGAAACAAUUCAGGGAAAAGCAUAAUGUGAUAAUGGUGAUGUUUGGCACUUCAGGAUUCUCUUGGGAUGACACAAACAAGAUGAUAAAGUGCGAAAGACAAUCCUAUGAUGAAUUUCUCAAAAAUGCAAAGGGAUUGUGGGUUAUUUCUUUUCCCUUUCUUGAUGAUCUAGAUAAGGUUUCUGGAGCAUAUAGAGCUAAUGGAGGUGCAUGUGAAGAUUAUGAGGAAGCUGUGGAGACCCUUCAAACUGAUAAUGAAGCUGCUGGCAUUAACAACGAUGUAUUUGGAGAGGAUAAAGGUGGCAUGACCUCUCAUUUCUCUACAAUUGCGAGUGCUUUCUCUACAACUCAAGAACAUGAUCUAGCCAUAAUGGCUCGUGAAGAAGGAAGUGAGGCUAAAAAAAGGACAUUGAAGCUAAAAAAGAAAGCUUAUUCCAUCAUUCCAUGAGGUGAGCUCAAUUCCUGGGCUUUCAAGAACUCAAACAAUGCUUGCAGUAAGAAAAUUAUCUUCAGAUGAGAAAAGUCUCUCCCUACUAUCAUUGCCCCGAUCAGGAGUGGAAAACAGAAUUCAUUCUUAAUGUAAUUAAUCCAAAUCUGCGUGGCUAGAGUUUUGACUUUUUAUGUGAAAAUAAAGUUAUGUUUCACCC